AGCGGACGGUAGGAGGAGCAAAGAGUGUGUAUUAUUAGAGCAGCGACACACACUCUUGUGCUCGCACUGCAAGCAUGGCUGGCGACAGUGAAACACACCUGAAGGACCGAGCGGAGAACGAACACGACACCCGACAGCCGUUCCUCAUCGGUGUGGCUGGAGGCACCGCUAGCGGGAAGUCUUCAGUAUGUGAGAAGAUCAUGGAGCUGUUGGGCCAGGAUAAGAUUGACCGUCACCAGCGGCAGGUGGUCAUCCUCAGUCAAGACAGCUUUUACAGGGAGCUCACACCUGAACAGAAAGCCAAAGCGCUCAAGGGCCAGUUCAACUUCGAUCACCCAGAUGCUUUCGACAAUGAGCUGGUCAUGAAGACUCUGCAAGACAUCAUUCAGGGGGAGACUGUGCACAUCCCAGUUUAUGACUUUGUUACCCAUUCCAGGAAGGAUGAGUUUGUGACUGUGUAUCCAGCAGAUGUGGUUCUCUUUGAGGGGAUUCUCAUGUUCUACUCGCAAGAGAUUCGAGAUUUGUUCCAAAUGAAGCUGUUUGUGGACACAGACCCAGACACACGCCUCUCGCGAAGAGUGUUGCGGGACAUAAGUGAGAGAGGCAGAGAGUUGGAGCAGGUUCUGAACCAGUACAUCACCUUUGUGAAGCCAGCCUUUGAGGAGUUCUGUCUCCCUACCAAAAAGUAUGCAGACGUCAUCAUCCCCAGAGGAGCAGACAAUCACGUGGCUAUUAAUCUGAUUGUGCAGCAUAUUCAGGAUAUCCUGAACGGAGGUUUCACCAAACGACAGAACGGUUUUCAGAACGGCCACGGAACCCCCAGACAAAGACGGCCCUCCGAGUCGAGUCGACCGCACUGACCUCACUGUGGCCCUUCCCUCCAUUGAGGAGAGGGCGGAACUGAAUAAUAACCGUGUACAUCCCAUUCAUCCAAUGACAAUGAAGGGAUGCAGGAGCUGAAAUGCCUUUGUUAUUGUCACUAUUAUUUGCAUUUGAAAUGUUGUUGUGG
Molecule: messenger RNA, 1009 nt
Organism: Sinocyclocheilus grahami
Lineage: Eukaryota; Metazoa; Chordata; Actinopteri; Cypriniformes; Cyprinidae
Product: uridine-cytidine kinase 2-B
Exons: 7
Coding region: 75-860 (261 amino acids)
Molecular function (GO): ATP binding; kinase activity
Source: RefSeq, a predicted model, not a curated record